AUUCUCACUCAUUGUCAGGUAUCCAACAUUGGUAGUUUCUGGGCCAACAAUUGGGAACUAUUAUCAGAUGAUAUCUUACACACUCGCCGGAAGGAGCUGAACAUGCCUGCCUUAGUCAUGAGUGAAGAACAGCUCAAGGAAGCUUGCUUGCUCGAGAUUAGCAAACUUUUGGCAAGUCACUGCCAAUCUCUUUCAGAUUUUCCUGGUCUGCCGGUUCCUACUUCCUUCACUUUAGCAUCUUCAUCUAAUCGACUGCUUGCAGCUGAACUUUGUUACAAUUCCGGAGAACUUCUGCAUCAAUUUCAUGAUAAAAUUUCCAAGUUAAAUGCUGAACAAAGAUUAGCAUUUGAUGAGAUCAUGGACUCUGUGUAUGGUGAUGCUGGAAAAUCCUUUUUUAUUAAUGGAUCAGGAGGUACUGGGAAGACUUUUCUGUGGCAGGUAAUUUGCAUGAAACUGCGAUCUGAGAAUAAAGUUGUUCUGUGCGUUGCUUCUUCUGGAAUUGCAGCUUUGUUAAUGGAGGGUGGUCGGACAGCACAUUCACGCUUUCGCAUCCCUGUUGAUUUGGAUGCAAAAUCAACAUGUAACAUCCAACAAGGAAGUGAUUUAGCAGAAUUGAUUCAGCGUGCUUCAUUAGUAAUUUGGGAUGAGGUUGUUAUGUCACACAAACAUUGUGUUGAAGCAGUUGACAAGUCCUUAAGGGAUAUUUUACGCCCCCGGUUCCAAAACAGUGAGACAAAGCCAUUUGGAGGUUUGACCAUGGUAUUUGGUGGGGAUUUCAGACAAACUUUGCCUAUAGUUCCUAAGGGGUCACGCUCUGACAUUGUCAACUCAUCUAUUAAGAGAUCGUACUUAUGGAGAUAUUUCAAGGUGAUUACAUUAACUCAGAACAUGAGGUUAGCUCGAGCUAAUUGUUCACCGGAGGAAGCUGAGGAAAUCAAUGACUUUAACAUAUGGCUCUUACAUGUUGGUGAUGCACCGGAGUCCAAUGUGUUUGGUUAGUCUACUAUUCCUAUUCCACAAGAGCUUUUAGUUAACCGAGAAGUAGAUCCUUUUAUUGAUAUCGUUCGGUCGACUUAUGGCAAUCUUCAGCAACAAUAUACAGAAUCCCAUUACUUGGUUAGUCGAGCUAUUCUAGCACCUCACCAUGAUAUGGUAUCUUCAAUUAAUGCUAAUGUUUUAGCCGCAUUCCCUGGGGAGGAAGUAACAUAUUACAGCUCGGAUUCCAUACAAAUGGAUCCUGGAAAUGAACAAGUUGUCGAUGCAGAUUAUACAGUUGAGUUCUUAAAUACGUUGAGUAUUGGUAAUUUUCCAGACUAUGAGCUUAAGCUUAAAGUUGGUUGCCCUGUCAUUCUGCUUCGAAAUAUGGACCAAACUACAAGAUUAUGUAACGGUACCAGAAUGAUCGUAAAGACAAUGGGGAAGUGGUUUAUUGAAGUCGAAAUCAUUACAGGAAAUCAUGUUGGUGAUCGGGUCUUCUUGCCUCGACUGACAUUAGCAACAUAUUACAAGUCAUUGAACUUCACUCUAUUACGAAGGCAGUUUCCUGUGGCUCUUUGUUUUGCUAUGACGAUUAAUAAAAGUCAAGGUCGGAC
This is a messenger RNA of Linum trigynum, 1592 nucleotides long. Lineage: Eukaryota; Viridiplantae; Streptophyta; Magnoliopsida; Malpighiales; Linaceae. The record is from the annotation of a GenBank genome assembly.